Messenger RNA from Caenorhabditis auriculariae, 3676 nucleotides. Lineage: Eukaryota; Metazoa; Nematoda; Chromadorea; Rhabditida; Rhabditidae. The record is from the annotation of a GenBank genome assembly.
AUGCCAGAGCCACAAGUUAAUUCGAAUAAGACGAAGGUUUUUUGAAUUUUCGAGUUUGAAGAAGGUUUUUUCGUUUUCCAGUCCGACACGACGCAGGAAAAGAAGUUGAAGCCGUGCUGCGCGUGUCCCGAAACGAAAAGGGUGAUUUUGAGGGAAAUAUUACUUGAGAACCCUUUUUUAUAGUUUAUUAUUGAUUUGAUUGAAAUUGAAAGAAUAAAUGAGUCUUUUUACAAAGGCAAAGUCGGAAGGACCCUCCGAGGGUCCAUAAAGGCUUCAUAGAUUGUUCCUUUUAGGGUAAUGAAGGCUCCAUUUUUGCUGCCUUUACGCGCCAUUUCAUCGGCUCUUUUGCACCAUGUUUGCUGCCUCUACCUUUUUCCACCCUUUCUUAAGCCUUUCAAACCCAGAAAAAAAAAAUAAAAGGCUCAAUAAAGGGUCUCUUUUUGCUGCCUUUCUGCGACCUUUUUUGAGCCUCUCCCUUUAGCGGUCGUUAUCCACCAUUCCGACUUUGCUCGUGUUUGUACUUUUUUUUUCUCCGAAAUUUUCGAAAGGGAUUUUUUUUAGCUUUUAAAAUUGCUUUUUAGUGUAUCUUGUGUUAAUAGAGGCAGGAUAACCUUCAAUUUUGUCUACUUCAAAAUAGUUUUGUUUUCUAGAUUCGAGACGCUUGUAUUAUGGAAAAUGGAGAGGAGAACUGCGGAAAAUUGAUCGAAGCCCACAAACAGUGCAUGAGGGACGCCGGUUUCAAUGUCUGAAACUUUAAAAGCAAAUUAGAUUUAGCUUCAAUUGUUUGAAUUUUUUGUUUUUUUUUUGUUUGAAAAACAGCCUUUGUUACUUCGUUUGUGUCUUAGUUUGUUAGCUCAUAGCUUUAACCUUAAUAAAAUCGGUUUUUUUUUCGUGUUUCAGAAGGAAAGGUGUAUAAUCACUGUGCUUAAUAUUGUAUCUUUUUCUUGAAUUUAUAUAUCUUUUCCUGAUUCGAGUUCAGAUGGUGAAUAUAGCUGAACGAGGUCAGACCUUGCACAAAGAUAUCAAUCAACUUUAUUCGAAGAGUCGGCAGAAAAUUGAUGAAGCUUUAGGGUGGGCCAAGAAUCUAUUCGGAGAUAUAUCAAAUUUAGGUCAAAAAAAAAGAAAGACAGGAAAAUAGAAAAUUUUUUUUUGAGAACCUUCAGAAGAAGCUGAAAAGGUUCCGCAGAAGCUCCAAAAAUGAUGUGAAAAGCUUCUUUUUCAUAGCCUCAGAGGAUUCUUUCUGAAUCUUAGGGAACCUUUUUAGUUGCUUUUUGACAUAUUUUUACUGAAGGAUGCGAGAAAUAGCAAAAAAAUAUCUGUUGAGUACCCUUAAAAAGUCGCAUAGGCAAAGUCGGAAAGACCCUUCACGGGCCCUUUGAGCGUCUGUUUCCAUUAAUUGUUCCUAAACGGGUGGCAAAGGUUUCCUUUUUACUGCCUUUUUGCGUCCUUUCAUCGGCUUUCAUCCACCCUUUUUGGACCCUUUGGAGAAAUACAAUUUUUUUUUAAAAUUAGGAAUAAUUUUUACAAGGGACUGUGUAUGAACCAAAAUAUGCAACAGUAAUGAAAUCGGAAAUUAUCAAUAGAAGAAAAUUUCAGGACCCUUUUGCACCCUCACUCUUUCUUCACCCUUUUUGCGGCCUCUCCCUUUUUUCGCUCUUUUAUGACCCUUUUUAACCCACCAAAAAUGAAAGGCUCAAUAAAGGCCAUAAAAAGGGAACCUUUUAGCGGCCAUUUUGCAGUCACUCCCUUUUUGCACCCGUUUUCCGCACUUCCGACUUUGGCAGUGCGUUCGAAAAAGUUUUCGAGGAGCUUUUCCGUUUUUAUUGAAAAUUUGUCAAGAAAAUAAUUUCCAUGAGCGAUUCCUUGCCAGGAAAUUUCAGAUUUUCAAGUAUUUGUGAUAAUUUUCUGAAAAGCUUUCGAGGACAGAAGUGUGUUAGUAAAACCCCGAAAAAAUUUUUUUUCCUGUCAAGUUUAUGUCCGGUAUUUUUGAAGGUUAAACGCCAAUGGAAUAAUUGAACAUGCAGCCCAAGUCAAGGAAAUCCAGACGAUCCUCAGGGAAAUGCAGGCGAAAAUUAAUUCUCUACGAGAAUUGGCCGCCAGGGUUGGUUUUAGAAGAAUAUUUUUGUUUUGAAUUCUUGAAUAAACUUUAAAUUUUGAAAGAAAUUUGCUUUCUUUAAAUUUUUUUUUUUGUUGAAAUGCACUUUUCCAUAUUUAGAGUAGAAAAUAUUUUCCAUUCCUAAAAAAAAGUUGUUUUGGAAUAACUACUUUUUUAAAAAUUGAGAGAAGAUUGUAUCACCAUUUUUUGAGUUUAAUAGUUUAGCUUGAGAAUGGUUUCUCGGUUUCCAGGCGGAUAAAAACGAGGUGCAAACAGAAAUAUUGGUUAACGUCGGCGCCCACGAAAAGCAGCUUGCCAAGUUGCAAAGAGAACUUCGGGACAGUUCCAUUGAAGUUCGGAAGGAAAUUGGUUCGAUUUUCAUCUCACAAAAACCGAAAUGAAUUGAUUUUUUUAGCCGCCGAAGAACGAAAAGCACUGCUUCAAGGAAUGUCAACGGGAAAGAAAUCAAUAAAUCUUGAAUCCACGGGUCCUCGACAGGUUUCAUUUUUCAGGAAGAAAAUUAAAAUUUUGAGAGUAUAAAUUAGUUGGGCUUUAAACGUGUAUAUAGUUCCAUAAAAUCAAAAACACCUGAAAAGAAAUAUUUUUGAGACAUUCUGCAAGUUAAUGCCGAGUUCAAAGUGAUCCCACAAAUUUUUGAAACGCAGUCAGAGAAGAAAAAAGAUAAGUUAUUUCUGGAGAGUCAGAAAUAAUUUCGAACUUUGCGGAAUUUAAUUUGCACGCCGCGUAAAAUGAAACAGGAACUUGAAUGGAAAAUAUUGAAUUUUCUUAAUUUCUUUUUCUGGUUAUUUACUUAAAAAAAUUUGGGAGCGGAUUAAUUUUUUCCAGAGAUCGACAAGAAUGAGUGAAUUGGUGACGAGAAUGGCCGAAAGAGUGACGCAAAGCGAAAAUACAAUGGGAAAUCUCGUCCAUUCCUCUUCGGUUCUGUCUCAGACACAGACCGAGUACGAAAAUCAGGCCGGACAUAUUCGGGUUCGUCUUUCCUUGACAUUUUUCAUUCUUCGCUCAUGUUCUUGUAAGCUCAUUUUAGCCCGAGUUUCGAAUUUUGAAAAGCUUUUUUUUCCACAGAGUUUUAAGAAGGUGAUGAGGAGUUUUUGGUGAAAAGGAAUGAAAUAUAAGAUAAAUCGAUCAAGUUUUAUGUUAUAUGUCUUUUUGAUUUUCCAAUCUGAACAAAAAAAAUAAGAGAUCACUAAAGGAAUCAUUCAAGCUUUAGAGCCUUAGGGUAUGAAUUUUAAACCCUAUAGGGACCACCUAAAACUAAAACCUAAAGGGCUUGUUUUUCCCUGAUCCCUAGAGACACCUCUCUAGAGUUCCAUUAGCUUUCACGUAAAAGGGCGUGGUCAGCCAAUCAGAAACUUUUGAAGCAAAAUCAUCAUUUUUUGGAUUAUUUCAUAAUCGAAGUUUAACUUUGUCCCUUUUCAGACAAGCAGCAAACUUUUGUCGAAAUACGAGCGACGAGAACUCACCGACAAAAUUCUCCUUAUAAUCGCCUUGAUCUUCUAUUUCGCUGUUGUUUAUUAUAUUCUGCAGAAACGGGUUCUCACCUGGUUUUGGAUUUUCUGA